AUGACUUCUACGAAGAAAACUAAGCAAUCAUCCAUCAUGAGCUUUUUCGGUAGCACAACACCUAAAGGGAAGCCAACUGAUGAAAUUAAAAAGAAUCAAAAAGAAGAAAAAGAUGAUGAUAAAUUUAUUCAAACAGAAGCAUCGUCUCCGAUUCCUCAAAGAAAUGAGGAAGAUGGUGAUAUGACUAUCCAAAGUACUAGCAAUACAAUUAAACCUGAAAAUAAUUCAAUUGAACAAAAUUUGAACACAACUAAUGACAAUACUCAAGAUCAGAAAGCCAAAGAUCUCGAAAAGAUCAUUCUUAGUCAUCAGAAAAUAGAAUUGAAAGAGAAAAAUAUUGUUCGUAGUGUUGUUAACGUUAAAGACUAUGAGCGAAAGAUCCUGUAUCUUUCCACUAAAUACUAUGACACUGAUGACGAUGAUGAAAUUACUGAUAUGGAAGAUUAUAUUUUUUAA
Molecule: messenger RNA, 456 nt
Organism: Trichomonas vaginalis G3
Lineage: Eukaryota; Parabasalia; Trichomonadida; Trichomonadidae
Exons: 1
Coding region: 1-456 (151 amino acids)
Source: RefSeq, a predicted model, not a curated record